AUGGCAAUGUUGAAAAUUUCUAUUCAUGGUCCACAAAUGCCAGUGUAUCAUGUAUUUAGGAACCCCCAACCCACAGCAGACUCACCCCGGGAGCCUCAGCAUCCCUUCAGCGCCCGCUUCCCGCCUUUUACAGGGUUCUCCGAUUUUUCUGUAAUUUUUUCCCCAUAUUUCGGGCUGGACGCGGCGGGCCUGGAAAUUGUUUGCUUUCCCCUCUUUCCAGCAGCCAUUGUAGUGUAUGCGCUGCGGUGCAGCUCAGCCUGCCGCACACGCCGCGCCCACACCGCCAGCCGCCCACACGCGCCGCGGGUUGGACACCUCCCCCUGUCACUCAGCUUCCUAGCCGCGCCCAGUCGGUGGCGCCUUUCGCGCUCACAGCUUGCCCCGUUGGUGGGAGUAAACGCCGCUCGGGAUAGGCCGGGGAGGAACCGAGCAAAGAUUGGCCAGUCUGCAGCGGCUUGCCGCUGCCUUUCAAAGAGCUUCGGCCGCCUCCAUUGGCUCAAGGAGCUAUCAUUUUCCGCCGGGCUGCGGGACCAGAAAUGGGUAGGCUGCGCCAGUUAUAAGGUCGUUGCCCAAGCCGCUGACGUCUUUCGAAUUCGAGACGAGCCUUCGGGCCGCGGGCUGAGUUUCCUCGUGGUAGCCGAGCAUGGGAUUAUGAUGCAGAGAAAACAAGAUGGAAUAAAACCAAAUAUGCCUGUAGAAGAAGAAGAAAGAGAAUCCUAGCUUCGUUGGGAAGAGCACCAUAUUGACCAUACAGUUUUAUUAAUAUAGAAUGUAAUGCUUUUACGAUAAAGUGUGCUUUAUUAUAUUUUAAAAGGUAGUUUCUGGAUAGCUUGCAUUGCCACUCCUUGUACUGUAUUUUUACAAAAAACAAAAGAACCAUGAAACUUUAAAUGUCUAACGAAUGAAGUGCAUUCUUACAUGGGAAAAACUUGCAGAAAUAAAAAAGGUUUUGAUUUGAUAAA
Molecule: messenger RNA, 962 nt
Organism: Thamnophis elegans (Western terrestrial garter snake)
Lineage: Eukaryota; Metazoa; Chordata; Lepidosauria; Squamata; Natricidae
Exons: 3
Coding region: 1-720 (239 amino acids)
Source: RefSeq, a predicted model, not a curated record